AUGAAGGACAACGGUGUCCAAAAGGCCGUCUUUACGGAUGAAAGCUCGAUUGCCUAUCUGGCGGGAUUCUGGGGGUACCUGGGUAUUGAAUUCGGACGGCCGACGCUGCUUGUCGUUGAUGCCGACGACGAACCGGUGGUCAUCACGCCGCUGAUGGAAUCCGAAAUGGUCGCGGAGAUGACCUGGGUCACGGAUGUCAGGGUCUGGGAGGACAUUGGCCAGCGCACAUGGGGCCGCGCUCUUGCCGGCGCCCUGGGUGACAAGCCGACCCGGAUCUGGAUUGAGCGCGGCACUAUUCCGGCAAGUGUGCGCAAUUACCUGGACGACACCUAUCCAGGCGUGGCGCUCAAGGACAUUUCUCCGCUGCUCGGUAAAUUGCGCAUGAUCAAGACCCCAUUUGAAAUCGGCGUCAUGAAGGAAGCCGGGCAGAUUGCGGGCGCGAUGAUGACUGCCGCACACGAGUCAUUGCGGGAAGGCGCAAGGGAGUAUGAAUCGGCACUCGCUGUGAUCGAGGCCGGUUCCCGCAAGGCAGCCGGUUUUCUGACCGACGAGGGCUGGGAUCGCUUCGUGUCGCCGAUGAUCCACAAUCUCCAGAUCCUGCAAAGCGGUGCCGAAACAUCAAUGGUGCAUCGCCGGGCCGGCGUCAGGACAUACCGGAAAUUCGACCCCGUCUAUUUCUGCUUCUGCAACAUGGCACAGUUCAAGCAAUACAAGUUGGGUUUCGACCGGAUGUUUCACAUCGGCGAGGUGACCGAUCAGGCGCGUCACGUGCAGGAAGCGGCGAUCGCGGCGCAGCAGGCGGCCAUCGCCGCGAUCCGGCCGGGCGUACUUGCCCGGGAGAUUGCGGCAGCCGCCAAUGAAGUCUACCGGGAACGGGGAUACCAGACAGGAUAUCGGACAGGCAGAUCGAUAGGGGUUGCUUAUCUGGAAGCACCUGAACUGAAGGAAGGGGACAAUACUGUCCUCAAAGCCGGCAUGACCUUUGCCGUGGAUGGCGGCAUUUCGGUGGAUGGUGUCACUGCUGGCCGCAUUGGAGACUCCGUCGUCGUCACCGAAAACGGAUGCGACUACAUCACGGACUAUCCGCGAGAAAUAUUGCUGAGCAAACAUUGA
Molecule: messenger RNA, 1113 nt
Organism: Effrenium voratum
Lineage: Eukaryota; Dinophyceae; Suessiales; Symbiodiniaceae
Source: the annotation of a GenBank genome assembly